Molecule: messenger RNA, 1551 nt
Organism: Chlorella variabilis
Lineage: Eukaryota; Viridiplantae; Chlorophyta; Trebouxiophyceae; Chlorellales; Chlorellaceae
Exons: 7
Coding region: 1-1551 (516 amino acids)
Biological process (GO): transmembrane transport
Cellular component (GO): plasma membrane
Molecular function (GO): purine nucleobase transmembrane transporter activity
Source: RefSeq, a predicted model, not a curated record
AUGACCUUGAAGGAGAGGGUGGAUCGCUACUUCAAGGUGUCCGAGCGCGGCUCCAAUGUGGGGCGGGAGAUCAAGUCGGGCGUGGUGACCUUCAUGACCGCCAGCUACAUCCUGCUGGUGAACCCACAGAUCCUGGGCCUGGCAGGCCUGCCCGUCAAGGCCGUGGUCACCGCCACCGCCCUCUCCUCCAUGCUCGCCUCCCUGCUGUGCGGCCUCAUGUCCAACCUGCCCGUCGGCAUCUCGCCAGGCAUGGGCCUCAACGCUUACCUGGUGUUCAGCCAGGUGGUGGGCAUGGGCCUGUUGCUGACCUUCAUCGGCCUGCAGACCAGCAAGAUUGUGGUGGCGGCCCCCGAGACGAUGGUCACCAUGGGCGACCUGUUUGCGCUGGAGCCGCUCCUGGCCAUCGGCGGCCUGGCCGUCAUCUCCGCGCUGCACUACCGCAACGUCAAGGGCUCCAUCAUCAUCGGCGUGCUGCUCGUCGCGCUGGCCUACUUUGCCGCCAAGGGCGCCUGGCCCACAGAGUGCGCGGGGGCUGGGGGAGGGGCCUGUGGGUUUGAUGCUUUUGUGGCGCUGCCACACCUCAAGUUCUUCGCCCUUGACUUCUCGGAGCUGCUUGCUUUCAAGCCCUCAGCCUGGUCCGCGGUGCUGGCCUACACGCUGGUCAUGAUCUUCGACAUCGGCGGCGCCAUGUUUGGGCUGGGCAACUUGGCGGGGCUGGUGCGGGACGGGCACGUGCCCGGCGCGGUGUGGACCUACCUGGCGGCUUCCGCCGGUACCGCGCUGGGCGCGCUGACGGGCACCACCCCGCUCAUCAUCGCCGCCGAGUCGGCGGUGGGCAUCAAGGAGGGCGGGCGCACGGGCCUGGUGGCCGUCACCGUGGCAGGAUGCUUCGCCGUCAGCAUGCUGCUGUCGCCCUUCCUCCAGGCCAUCCCCCAGCUGGCCACUGCGCCCGUGCUGGUGCUGGUGGGGGCGAUGAUGAUGGGAGAGUCCACCCACAUCGACUGGAGCAGCAUGCUCACCGCCGUGCCCGCCUUCCUCACCAUCGUCAUACAGCCCUUCACCUUCUCCAUCGCCAACGGCAUCUACGCGGGCCUCACCAUGUCGGUGCUCCUCUUCUUCCUCACCGGACAGUUCCUGGAGGUGUUCCGCGGCGCUAAGGGCGAGGGUGGAGACCUGGAGACGCCGCUGCUGGGCGGCUCCGAUGGCGGCGGCGGCGCCGACGAGGAGCCCAAUGGCCACGUCCCGGGCGCCGACACCCCGCGCCUGCCGCCCCUGCCCGGCGUCGCCGAGGGCGGGCAGGCGAUCCCCAUCGGCGCCGCGCUGCGCCGCAACCUGCCCCACGAGGUGGCAGCCCUGGUGGGCAGCCUGACGGGGUCGCUGCGCUCCCGCGGCAGCGCGCCUUAUCAACGCAACAGCUACACCAUGUACAUCAACGUGGCGGGCAGCGGCGCGGGCACAACGCCCAGCGUGGGCAGCGGCGCGCGCAGCUCGCGCGCCGGGUCAGACGCGCCGCACGGCGGCUCCGACCUGGGCCACCACUUAGACCACUGA